Messenger RNA from Cadophora gregata, 1050 nucleotides. RefSeq lists its product as uncharacterized. Bases 1 to 1050 code for a protein of 349 amino acids. The transcript has 2 exons. Lineage: Eukaryota; Fungi; Ascomycota; Leotiomycetes; Helotiales; Ploettnerulaceae. The record is from RefSeq and is a predicted model, not a curated record.
AUGAAGCUCGCUAUCUUUCUCACGUCAACUUUCAGCUGUCUGCUGGCUGUUGACGCCUUCCCUCUCUUCAAUAGAGCUACUGAUCCAAACACCGUGCUGUCAGUCCUAGCCCAGCAACCAGACCUUUCAAUAUGGUCCGGAUUCAUUCAGAAAUCUGGUGGUGAUAAUCCCAAUCCCGCGUUUGAAGAACGCUUCAACUCACCACUUGAUACGAGGAAUUAUACAGUAUUUGCACCGACUAAUGCUGCAAUGAGCAAAAUCCCUAAGGCAACACUCGAUCUUCUCGCCCGCUCGCAAUCCUACGAGCUCUUGGAAUCGCUCGUCAGGCUGCACAUCACGGAAGGAAUGUUCACAGCCUUAGACCUAACAUCCGCCAACGCACAAUCCCCAAUGACAGCCAUCGAAGGCUUCCCACUAGCAGUCUCCGUGACUCCAGCAACAGAGGCCGGCCAACAACCGAAAUACAAGCUCAACGACGUUGGGCUGACUCUAACUGACAUUCCCGCUUCGAACGGCCGCAUCCAUACGCUCGAUGCAAUGUUGAAUCCAUAUUCCAAUUACUUCGGCGUCAGUAACUCGUCGGCUAAACCAGCUGGAGGAAGUCCUCCCCAGGGACCAAACACGACAAUGUUGGAUGUCGUGGAAUCUGACCCGCGCUUGUCAACUCUUCACACGCAAAUCGGCAACGUCGAUCCUGAAUUCUUGUCCAGGCUAUCGCUCUCAAAGCCGGAGAAUGAGAGGCAGAUAUUUCUUGCUGCGUCUAACGAUGCCUUCCAGAACGUUGCGGUGAAUUCCAUGUCUGCGCCGUCGAAUGUGGGAUUGUCGAGGUAUUUGCUGAGGUUUGGGAUGUUGACCGGGGAUUUGAGCGCGUUGAAUAUGAUGGUUGAGGGACAGGUGCAGAGUGUGAGUGGGUUUAAUGUUACUGUGAAGAAGAGGGGGGAGGCGUGGGUGGUGGGCAAUGCGGCGGUUGUGGAGAGGGAUAUUUGUACGGGGAAUGGAUGUGUUUGGAUCAUAGAUAAGGUUCUGGAUCCGCUGUCUGGGGCUCUUUGA